AUGGCUGACGAAAGUCUGUCUAGAGAUAUUCGAGUGACGAAACUCUCAAAAGCAGCGUAUAAUCGCUGGAGGAUUGAGAUUCGGGAUGCCCUCGAAAGUCAUCGAAUCUGGGAAGUCGCUAGCAAUGUUACGGUCAAACCGGAAGAGACUAAAACGGACGACGGCGCAAUCACUAAUAAGAGAGAGAUAGAAGAUUGGAAGGUAAAGGACAGUAAAGCUCGUUCCAUAAUACGAUCGACUCUAGAUGAUGCAACAUUUGACCAGGUAUGUGACUGUGAAUCUUCGGCAGACAUCAUGAGGAGAAUUAAAACUAUUUAUGAGCCAAAGACGCUAAACGUUUUGUUAGAACUGUUACGUGAUUUCUUUGGUUACAACUGGAAACCGGAUAGUACAGUCGGCACGUUUGUAGCUGGACUUAAGAUUUUGAUAACUUUGUUACGUUGGUCACUUUUGUCUGAAGAUGUAUCACUGGAAUUAUUCUUGGAGAAACUUGCAGAUGCGGAAAGAAACAUUGCAGGUCGCCUGGAUGAGACACCGAAUGAGGUUUUCAAGGCACAAUCUAAGCCAGUAAGCAGUCAAUUCAAGAAAACCGUCGAAAGGAAGUUUCAGGGCAAAUGUCACAAGUGUGGUAAAAAGGGACACAUGCAGCGGGACUGUUGGUUGAAGGAGAAGUCAGAAAUACCGGAAAUCCAUGAUGAAAAGAAGAAAAAGUCAAAAGGUCACAAAGAAGAAAGUGGAUUGACAGCAUCUUCCGUUUUCAAAUCUAGUAGCAAGGAUUGCAUUAUUGCUGAUUCAGGGGCAAGCGUUCAUUUGACACGAAACAUAGUGGUUCUCAUCGCUGCGUAA
This is a messenger RNA of Vollenhovia emeryi, 846 nucleotides long. RefSeq lists its product as uncharacterized. The record is from RefSeq and is a predicted model, not a curated record. The transcript is spliced from 2 exons. NCBI's taxonomy places the organism in Eukaryota, Metazoa, Arthropoda, Insecta, Hymenoptera, Formicidae. The coding region runs from base 1 to 846 and encodes 281 amino acids. Gene Ontology annotation, molecular function: nucleic acid binding; zinc ion binding.